Messenger RNA from Arachis duranensis, 1469 nucleotides. Its product is annotated as metacaspase-4-like. The record is from RefSeq and is a predicted model, not a curated record. Gene Ontology annotation, biological process: proteolysis. Lineage: Eukaryota; Viridiplantae; Streptophyta; Magnoliopsida; Fabales; Fabaceae. Gene Ontology annotation, molecular function: cysteine-type endopeptidase activity.
AUGUUAUCGGUGUUGAUCGAUCGAAAGUCUUAUCAGAAAGAACAAUCAUUGAUAAAGAGAGAGAGAAAGAAAGAGUGAGUCAGAUACAAUGGCGAAAAAGGCGGUACUGAUCGGAUGCAACUAUCCGGGAACCAAGGCUGAGCUCAAAGGAUGCAUCAACGACGUUUGGCGGAUGCACAAAUGCCUCGUCGACCGUUACGGUUUCUCGGAGGAUGACAUCACCGUCCUCAUCGACACCGACGACUCCUACACUCAGCCAACCGGCAAGAACAUACGCUCCGCCCUCUCCCGCCUCGCGUUCGUCCACUACAGCGGCCACGGCACCCGCCUCCCCGCCGAGACCGGCGAGGACGAUGACACUGGCUAUGACGAGUGCAUUGUUCCUUGCGAUAUGAACCUCAUCACUGAUGAUGAUUUCAGGGAAUUUGUAGACGGGAUCCCAAGAGGUUGUAAGCUCACAAUUAUCUCAGAUUCUUGUCACAGUGGUGGCCUAGUUGAAGAAGCUAAGGAGCAGAUAGGGCAUAGCACAAAGGAGGAAGAUGCUGGCUCUGGCUCCGGCUCAGGGUUUGGAUUAUCAAGCUUCCUACACCGGAAGGUGGAAGAUGCCAUCGAGUCUCGUGGGAUUCAUAUCCCCUCAUCAUUGAAGCAUCAUGGUAGACACAGGGAUGACGAUGAAGCUGAAGACAGGGAUCUUGAACUUCCGCGUGGUGAAUAUGGCUAUGUAAAGAACAGGUCUCUGCCACUUUCAACUCUCAUUGAUAUACUCAAGCAAAAAACUGGUAAAGAUGAUAUAGAUGUUGGGAAGCUGAGACCUACACUCUUUGAUGUUUUUGGGGAAGACUCUAGCCCUAAAGUAAAGAAGUUCAUGAAUGUUAUCUUCAGCAAACUCCAACAAGGUGGUGGAGGUGGAGAACAGGGUGGAUUCUUGGGGAUGGUGGGUAGUCUUGCCCAAGAGUUUCUCAAGCAGAAGCUGGAUGAGAAUGAUGAGGGAUACGCAAAACCUGCCAUGGAGACACCUGUUGGAAACAAGCAUGAGGCAUACGCCGGAUCAACUAAGCGUGGCUUUCCUGAUGGUGGGAUCCUGAUGAGCGGCUGUCAGACUGACCAGACUUCGGCCGAUGCAAGUCCUGCUGGACAUUCUGCCAGUGCUUAUGGAGCUUUUAGCAAUGCAGUACAGGCUAUAAUUGAGGAGACUGAUGGUAGAGUUACAAACCAUGAGCUUGUUCUGAAGGCUAGAGAGAAGCUCAAGCGAGAGGGAUUCACUCAACAACCUGGACUCUAUUGCAGCGACCACCAUGUUGAUGUUCCCUUUGUUUGUUGACCUGUUCUCCCAUCUUAUUCUGGCAUGGAAUAAUGUUGUGUGUUGUGUGCUUGGAAUGCUUAUGAAUUACUUUCGUUGAACUAUAGAUGCUGUACAAUAUGAAUAUGUACUUCAACUAUAAUGUCAAUUAUCAUUUUAUAUCCCAAAA